AGCUACCAAAUUUGCUUGCCCUGGGCACGUCGAUCAGCGAUGAGGGUGUGUAGGCUAGACGGUGGCUGUACCGUUGAGGCAAGCUGUGAAGAUGUCAAAACUUGCCAUGUGAUGACGACACUUUGAUUUCUGCUACGAAAGCGCGAAGUUCACGACCGCUCUCGUGCUUGGCCAUGACGGCGCAGAUCUCCAGUCUCCUCGGCUUGGACAAGGCAGCAAGUGGCGACGCAGUAGCUUCGCCUUCGACUGCAGCUGAUCAACCUCAUGCACUCACCGCCGGCGGACCAGGCGUGCAGACCACCAUCUCCCCCAUUGAUGGCCAACCUGUCGUGAUCAGGCAGCUCUUGAGCGACAGUGAUGUAGCUGCCUCGGUUGGCAAGUCCGUCGAAGCAGGCAAAGCUUGGCGACUCACCUCACUCGAAGAACGUAAGGCUACAGCCAAUAAGUUCCUUGACCUCGUCGAAGCGCGACAAGAUGCCCUUGCGCUUGAGAUCACGGAGCAGAUGGGCAGGCCCAUCAAGUUCGCACACCUCGAGAUCGCUGGCUUUGUAUCGAGAUCGAGGUAUAUGAUCAGUAUUGCAGACGAAGCGCUAGCCGAAGUUGAUGUCACGGGCGAGCAAGAGCGAAAGGAGGGCAAGUUCAAGAAGUCGAUCAGACGAGAGCGUCUUGGCGUCAUCUUCAUCAUCAGCGCUUGGAACUUCCCGUAUCUGAUCCAAUCGAACACGCUUUUGCCUGCACUACUGGCAGGCAAUACGCUGCUCCUGAAGCCCUCCCCACAGACGCCUACGUCGUCAGAGCAGAUGUCGGCGCUACUGCUCGAGGCGGGCUUGCCCAAAGAUGUCUGUCAAACGCUCCAUCUCACGCUCGACCAGAUGGAUUCUGUCGUUCGAGAUCCUCGCGUCGCUUCGGUUGCUUUCACGGGCAGUGUCGAGAAUGGUCGAAGGGUAGGCAGGAAUGCCACUGCUGGCGAGGGCUUCAAGAGCGUCGGUCUCGAGCUCGGCGGCAAGGACCCAGCUUAUGUUCGCAAGGAUGCCGAUCCUGUCUUUGCAGCGACUGAGCUGGCGGACGGCGCCUUCUUCAAUUCUGGGCAAUCAUGCUGCUCUGUCGAGCGCAUCUACGUGCACGAAUCGAUCUACGAUGCAUUCAUCAUCCAGCUCGCGAAGGAGGCCGGUGAUCUGAAGCUCGGUGAUCCAAGAGAGAAAGAGACAAGCCUCGGACCCGUCAUCAGCAUCCCAUCUGCUGCUGCCAUACGCAAACAAAUAGCUGAAGCUUGCAAGCCUGAUCCUCGGGUCAUGUCACAAGGAGCGCGAACGCUCAUACCUGAGGAAGUGCAAGCAAAGGCGGCCGAAGGGACGACAUACGUCGCACCGCAAGUCCUUGUCGACGUCAAUCACACCAUGGCCAUCAUGACCGAGGAAACCUUUGGUCCUGUCGUGGGCGUGAUGAAGGUCAAGACGGACGAGGAAGCAGUUGCACUCAUGAACGACUCUCGCUACGGCCUCACAGCGUCUAUUUGGACAAACGAUGCGGAUGCCUUCAACGACCUCGUCAGCGAGGUCGAUGCGGGAACAGUCUUUAUGAACAGGCAAGCUUUCCCACUAUGUGAUUUCCUUGCUCCUGAGCUCGCUUGGACUGGCGUCAAGGAUUCUGGCCGGGGGAUCAGUCUGAGCAAGUAUGGCUAUGAUCAGCUGACGCGCGCGAAGACGGGCCGUCCACUGAAACAAAGCGGUGUUGAAGCCAGCUCGAGCAAGUUCUAUACGACAAGUCCUCGGUCCGAGCUUGUUACACCGCCUCAAGGAGACAUCCUUGCGCCGUCGUGUCGGCCAUCGGCAGCGAAUUCUAAGCUUAUAACACACCUUCCCAAUGGCCGCAAAGGAGUUCUACGGUCAGGGCAACGGCGAUCAGUCCAGAGGCUAUCCGCCCCAGCAAGGCUACGGAGGUCCCCAACAGGGCUACGGAGGUCCCCAGCAGGGAGGCUACUACGGCCCGCCCCAACCGCAAAAUGCGUACCAGCAGCCCGGUCAGCAGGGCUACAACCAAGGCUACCCGCAGCAACAGUACGGUCAGCAGCAAUACCCGCAGCAAAACUACCAACAGCAGCAACCCCAACCGGUCUACGUACAAAAUCAGAAGAAGCAAGGAGGUGGCGGUGGCACGGGCUGCCUGGCUUGUCUAGCGGGAAUGUGCGCUUGCUGUCUCGUCGAAGAUCUCUGCCUCGACUGUAUGUUCUAGGUAGGAGAAUCAAACCCCCUCACACGCGCUCAAUCUCGUCCGACAUCCCUUCGUUGGCCACCCCGAAGGAGCACGACAUCGACGAGAGGCUAGAUCACGACUAGUACUAUUACCCUCAAUGCAUCUUUUUGUUGAUUCCCUGUCAUUUCUUUCGUUUUACACGGACCCCUGCGUAUGGUAAAAAUUUCAUCGGCCGAUAGAGCACCUCGACCAUCGACUGCCGCCUUACUGCACUCCGCAUUCG
Molecule: messenger RNA, 2476 nt
Organism: Mixia osmundae IAM 14324
Lineage: Eukaryota; Fungi; Basidiomycota; Mixiomycetes; Mixiales; Mixiaceae
Exons: 15
Coding region: 174-2336 (720 amino acids)
Molecular function (GO): aldehyde dehydrogenase (NAD+) activity
Source: RefSeq, a predicted model, not a curated record